UUUCCAAUACAUAAGCAGCCGUCUGAGCAGCACAAGCAGAAGAACGCACUAGAAGACGGAACAAACAGUUGCACCUGACUUGUUCUUGGAGACAGCCUUGAGAAGGAAAAGGAUGGUUCGAUUCCCACACCCAAUACAAUCCACUUCAACUUCCCCACCGUAUAAAGCUUUUCAUUACCCAAAUUAUCAUUUCUGAACUGACAGUAUUGCACGAUCUCCAUCAUGAUCCUUCUAAUUGCUUAUCUUGCGAUCUUCUUUGCAUUAUCAAAUGGUUCAAGUUAUAAUAGUCCGGAUCACACAGACAAUCUUACUGAUCUAAAUCCACCGACAAACUUCAGGAUUGUGGACAUGCAGUUUGGAGUACUGACAUUCGCAUGGGAUAGUAACCUCAGUGAAGAGACAAUGACUAAGUUUAAAGUUAAAUAUAUAUAUACAGAGAAAUACUUUGAUGCUGCCCAGUGGGAAAGUGAAUCCAGACUAGAUGACCCAGAGUUCGAAAACAAGUUUGAAUUACAUAGGGGCGUUUCUGUACGAAUUAAAAAUGUGGCCACACAAGGCGUCAAAUUCAAAGGCAGCAACUGGACUGUAAUGGAGAUACCACCAUCAGGUGAUCCAGAAACAUUAGUAUCCAACUUUUCGUGUGUUCUGUACAACAACACGUUCAUGAAUUGUACAUGGCGACCUGGAAAGAAAGUUCCAACUGGUACACGUUAUAAAAUGUAUUGCAAACAGGAAGACGUCGAAAUAAAAUGUGCUCAUUACUAUACAGACUUGGAUGGAAGACAAGGCUGUCAUAUUGGUGAAAAUGGGAUUGAUCCCAGUGAGGGUGUCCUAAUAUGCAUCAAUGGAUCAAAUAAUUCUUCACCAAUUAGGCCCUAUUACACAGAGGUUAUUCCACGGAAGAUUGAGAAAAACAAUCCGCCAUUCAACGUUGAGAUCUCAUCAAACCUAACUGUGACAUGGGAGAAGCCUUCAGGUUGCGUUAUUAACAAUCAUUGCCUGGUAUACCAGUUGCAACUCACGGAAUUGGACGAGAAUAACAUUGAGAUACUCCAUGUUAAAAGUGACACUAAGUUUAUCCUCAUUAAUGCCAACUCUUUGAAGCGUUUCUCAGUGAAAGUGCGAAUGAAGAUGAAAGGCUGCGGGGAAAGCAAGUAUUGGAGUGACUGGAGCAAUGAAGCAUUUUUUGAGCCCAAGAAGACGUUUAAUGGCCGCAUAUUUGUGCUUGUAUUCAUUAUAAUCCUUGUAUUGGCAGGACUGCUUCUAAGAAUAAUUUUCAGAAGGUACAAAAUCAUUAUGUUCCGCCCUGUACCUGAUCCUCAGAGGAAGUUCAAAGAAUUGUUUGAGGAACACAACGGUGAUUUUCAGAAAUGGCUGGGCUACCAGAUACCAAUUUCUAAAUAUGACGACUGUUGCACAGUUGUCAUUGAAGAAAACAUCAAUUGUGCAGCUUAAGAAGAAAUCUACUUCUACCAUCAGCACAUUGUAUACCUCAGCUCGUUGUAUACCUCAGAGUACAUCCUCAUCCCUUGAGUCAAAGCCAGUAGCCUGAAUCACCCCAUAACAUAAACAAUGGUCAUUGUCGAUCAAGAUUCCUCAUGAACGAUCUCGCAGGAGGAUCACUGACCUGAAACAUUACCUUAAUAAUAAUAAUAAUAAUAACUUUAUUUACAUAGCACUUUUCAUGCAAUUGAAUGCAACCCAAAGUGCUUUCCACAAAAACACAGGUCGAAACAAAAAUACAAUUGAAAACAGUGAGGACACAGGCAGUUAAUAGCAGAAAAAGCUCAGAUUUAUAUAAAAUUAAAAAUAAAAACAUGAGAGUGUAAAAGGACAAAAUACAAAACCACUGAGGUCAAAUACAGUCCCAUAUACUAUAUGAGCACACAAGGGUAUACUGAGAUCAAUACAAGAGAAUAUAGGUAAUGUUUACAAUGUCAUCAGAAGAAGUAAUGUCAGCCAAAAGCUUGAUUGAAAAGAGAAGUUUUUAUCUGAAAUGUCAUCUGGACGGUUGAGUAAUCACUGAUUUCAUUCUGAAUGAUUCUAUUUGAAUGCCAGCUUCACCAACCACAAGGUGAAUAUGGAAGACAUUUCAAGUGUGUCGAAUGCAGUUGUCAAAACUUCGCCUCAUCGCAAACACGUUUAUUACUUGCUCACAAAAGAGGUGGUGCAGCUGGUGGAGCUGCUGCCUCACAGCACCGGAGACCCGGGUUCAAUACCUCUGUAUGGAGUUUGCACGUUCUCCCUGUGACCGUGCGGGUUUCCUCCAGG
Messenger RNA from Amblyraja radiata (thorny skate), 2271 nucleotides. RefSeq names its product interleukin-13 receptor subunit alpha-2. Gene Ontology annotation, cellular component: external side of plasma membrane. Gene Ontology annotation, molecular function: protein binding; cytokine receptor activity. Lineage: Eukaryota; Metazoa; Chordata; Chondrichthyes; Rajiformes; Rajidae. Gene Ontology annotation, biological process: cytokine-mediated signaling pathway. The transcript has 11 exons. The coding region runs from base 223 to 1455 and encodes 410 amino acids. The record is from RefSeq and is a predicted model, not a curated record.